Nematocida ausubeli is the source of this 1122-nucleotide messenger RNA. RefSeq lists its product as uncharacterized. The transcript has a single exon. Lineage: Eukaryota; Fungi; Microsporidia. The record is from RefSeq and is a predicted model, not a curated record. Bases 1 to 1122 code for a protein of 373 amino acids.
AUGAGUAUAGAGCUUACAGAGAAUAUGGCAUUUUGGCAGCACCUGAAUAUCAGGGGAAUAGUGCUAUCCAUUAUAUGCAUGAUAGCAGUAUAUAAACUCGUAGCAUGCCUGCAGAGAAAAGGCAACCAAGAAAACCCAGUCAUACCCACCGCAAUGAAGGCAAACACUGGGACAGAAAGUGCAGAAGCAACUACAGCAAAGAAAGCAGAAAAACAGUGGGCCGGACCGAAAUACCCGUGUGCACUUGAUAAACACCAAGAAAAAAUAAAUACACUAGUAACCCGAGUCGACACUACAGGCAAGGCUAGAUGUGCAUUUGCCAGCGUGUACACUGAAGUAUUUAACGUGGCCAAGGUGAUGGACUAUCAAAUAGACAAGUUUCUUGCAAAGCUGGCCCAAAUAGACACGCUAUUUGAAGUGCAAGGCUGCGAACAGGGGAACUCAACCAAGAAGCACACAAGGCUGCGUGAGGGCAUCAAUUCAGAAUACGAUAGAAAGAUAAGGAAGAUUGAAACUAUGCGCAUAGAGGAGGAAAAACUCCUAGAAGAAAUAGAGAGUGCGCACACUGAAAGGAAUAAGCAGAGGGUUAUUAUGUGCGAGGAAGGAAAUAAAAUAUUACUCUCAACGGGGCACUUUAUAAAUUAUUUGGUGCACGGGCUUAUGUUCCAGUCUAAGCGAUACACUGAGCUAAAAGCAGAGCUGGCGUGCCUACAUGCCAGGUUUAGCCGAGUGUUCGUGCUGUGCGAGGCGAAGUGGCUUGAGAAAGAGCACUACAGCGAGCAGGGCUCAGUUAAUAUAUCCGGGCAGCUGGACCAGGCCCUCCAUGAAAGCUUUGAAAUAAUAGACGAGGUUGAAAGAGACUUUGAUGAUCUAAGGAAAUUCUAUUUGUGCGAGAAGGAGAAGAUGUUUAGUAUAAUCGAUAAAAUGUAUGAGUAUGUAAAUUAUUCUCUGUCGAAUAGUGUGCGUGAGCAAAUUAGGUUCCAAAUAGGCUGUAUGCACAGGAUAUGCACUGGCUUUAGCAAAUUCAAGCCAAAGACCCAGGUGUCUUACCAACAAAGCGAGUAUGCACGGCCCUAUGCAAGCCGUGUGCGUGAUCACUACACUCCUCUAAAUAAGACAUAA